Molecule: messenger RNA, 1620 nt
Organism: Rhizophagus irregularis DAOM 181602=DAOM 197198
Lineage: Eukaryota; Fungi; Glomeromycota; Glomeromycetes; Glomerales; Glomeraceae
Biological process (GO): RNA processing
Molecular function (GO): RNA binding; RNA methyltransferase activity
Source: RefSeq, a predicted model, not a curated record
UAUAGGCUGCGAAUUAAAAAUGUACCGAAAUUCGCAUCAUCUAAAAUGAUGAAAGAAUUAUUGGCGAAGAAUGGAUGUGAACAGGUUAAAAUACAAAAAGCUCCAAAAUGGGAUUAUUGUUUUGCAACUUUAAAAACGGAAGAACAACAAUAUUAUGUAUUGAAUAAAUUAAAAGGAAUUAAAUUCAAAAAUAGAGAAUUAUCUAUACAAGUAGAUAAUGUUACGGAAAAAGAUAGACAGGCAUUAUUUGAUAGACGAAAAAAUGAAAAACAGCAAAAUAUCGAACAAUCUGGUAUACAAAAAUCACCGGAAGAAAUGCUAGCGGAUCAAGUAACACCUUUACAUAUUUAUGAGUAUCAAGCUCAAUUGGAAAUUAAACAAAGAGGGAUUAUAAAAUCCCUUGAGACAUUCCGCGAUAAAAUGGAUGAGUUAUAUAAUAAAAGUCAAUAUCAUUCUUCAUGGCUACAAGAAGAGUUUGAUUUCAAGCUUCCUUUAGAUCUUAAACCAAUGAUACAUUCGCCAGUAUUGAAAGGGUAUAGAAAUAAAUGUGAGUUCACCGCAGGAUUAAAUCUGAAAGGAGAAAAAACAGUCGGAUUUUUAUUAGGAGCCUAUAAAGAUGGUCAUAAUUCUGUUCUUGAACCAGAUAAUUCAAUCCAUGUUAGUGAUAUAGCAAAAAAGAUCGCGAAAGCCAUGCAAAAUUAUAUACGACAAUCUUUAUAUGACGUAUAUGAUCGUAAGACAAAACAGGGCAAUUGGCGCCAAAUAACUGUUAGGUCACAAAACUGUGGCAAUAUAAUGAUUAUAAUACAAAUACAUCCUCAAGGUUUAAGUAAAGAACAAAUUGACCAAGAAAAGAGUGCUCUUGCUGAAUAUUUCAAAAUGUUUGCUAAAGAAGAAAAUUUUGAUUUAACGUCUUUGUUAGUACAAAUAUACAGUGGUGUAAGCAAUGGUAUGUCAGAAGAUCCACUUGAUUGCAUAUUUGGCACGCCAUUUAUUCAUGAAGAGAUGAUGAAUUGUAGAUUUCGAAUUUCUCCCAGAGCAUUUUUUCAAACGAACACUGCAGCAGCAGAGUUGUUAUAUCAACAAUGUGGAGAUAUCAUUAAAGAAAUAUAUGAUCCAAAAGAUUUCUCGGAGUCACCAACAUUGAUAGAUGUGUGCUGUGGAACAGGAACUAUCGGAAUUGCUCUAUCAAAAAGUCUUGGAACUACAAUUAAAGAGGUUGUUGGAAUAGAGCUUUGUGAGGAGGCUGUAGAGGACGCUAAAAUAAAUGCCUCUCUGAAUGAGAUAAAUAAUGCCGAAUACAUUCUUGGACCUGUUGAGAAGAAUUUAUUUGCAUUACAUAAUUUCAGUAACAAAACUUCUGGAACUGCUGUAGCAAUCAUAGAUCCUCCACGUGCGGGAGUUCACAAGAAUGUUAUUAAAGCACUUCGUAAAUGUCGUGCAAUUGAUCAUUUUAUUUAUAUUUCAUGCGAUCAUAACGCAGCUAUUCAGAAUUUUGUAGACAUUUGUCGCCCCAUAAAUAAGGAUUUUCAUGGAGUACCAUUUAAACCUGUUAAAGCUAUUGGGGUGGAUCUCUUUCCACAUGCCAAACACGUAGAAUUAAUAAUCGAGUUUCGUAGA